Molecule: messenger RNA, 1225 nt
Organism: Ananas comosus (pineapple)
Lineage: Eukaryota; Viridiplantae; Streptophyta; Magnoliopsida; Poales; Bromeliaceae
Product: acyl transferase 5-like
Exons: 3
Coding region: 1-1047 (348 amino acids)
Source: RefSeq, a predicted model, not a curated record
AUGGACGACGACGAGAGAAGAAACGGAGAAGUUGAAUCUCGCAAGAGCAGGGAGGCAAUCAUGCGGAGAUUAAUCGCGGCGGGACGCCUUGUUCCACUAUCAGCGAAUGCAAGACCUGGCAGCUGUCAUGUAGUGCCGACCCAACUAAUUCUAGGACAUAUUAGAGAUAUCUCCAGCUACUGUUAUUUAAUUACCAACCAGGUGACGGUAUUCAAGUGCGGCGGAAUCACGGUCGGCAUCUGCUUCAACCACCUGGUGUUCGACGGCCAGGGUGCGGCCCAUUUCCUGAAAGCCGUAGGCGAGAUGGCGAGAGGCCUCCCGGAGCCGUCGGUCGCGCCCGUCUGGUCCCGCGAAGCCAUUCCGGACCCCCCCAAGAUCCCCUGCAGUGGCCCGCCGCCGUCCUUCACGGCCUUCAAAUUCGUCAUCUCCGUGAUCGAGAUCUCAUCGGAGAGCAUCAACUGCACCAAGAAUGACUUCACAGCCGCCACGGGUGACAAGUGCUCGACCUUCGACGUCGUCACUGCGAUGCUCUACAAGUGCCGCGCCAAGGCCAUCAACCUACCCCCCGAUGCCGAGGUCCGCCUGUGCUUCGCGGCCAGCACCCGCCACCUGCUGCACCGCGUGCUGCCGUCGGUCGAAGGCUACUACGGCAACUGCGUGUACCCCGCGGGGAUCACGAGGACGAGCGAGGAGAUCGACAACGCAUCGAUCGUCGAGAUCGUGGCCAUGAUCAGGGACGCGAAGGAGGCGCUCUCGACGCGGUUCGUCGACUGGGUGAAUGGAGGGGCCAAGGACAACCACUACAACAUGCCGCUGGACUACGGCACGCUAACCGUGUCGGAUUGGAGCCGUCUCGGCUUCAACAAGGUCGACUACGGGUGGGGGGAGCCGAGCUACGUUUUCCCGCUGAAUGAUGAUGUGAACAUCGUCGCGAUGACGAUAUAUCUCAAGCCGCCGGCGCCGAAGCAGGGGAUCAGAUUGAUGCUGCGUUGCGUGGAGGACGAGCACUCCGCUGUGCUCUGCAAAGAACUGCUGAAGUUGGCGUAGGGAGAAAUUUGCUCUUCUUUUUUGAGAGGAUAUGCGCAACUAAAUAUUUGAAUUUGAUGAAACUAAGCUGCUUGUAAUUCAUUUUGUUGGUGAUGUACUAUUACAAGUCAAAGUGUGUAACAUUAGAGACGUUAAAUUUUUUUGGAUUGAUAUAAAUUCGUGCUUGUUUUUUCAAGAA